This is a messenger RNA of Mizuhopecten yessoensis (Yesso scallop), 4862 nucleotides long. RefSeq names its product probable ATP-dependent RNA helicase DHX34. Gene Ontology annotation, biological process: nuclear-transcribed mRNA catabolic process, nonsense-mediated decay. Gene Ontology annotation, cellular component: intracellular anatomical structure. Gene Ontology annotation, molecular function: ATP binding; RNA binding. The transcript is spliced from 28 exons. The record is from RefSeq and is a predicted model, not a curated record. Bases 59 to 4003 code for a protein of 1314 amino acids. NCBI's taxonomy places the organism in Eukaryota, Metazoa, Mollusca, Bivalvia, Pectinida, Pectinidae.
AAACGUUAUGUUGAUGAAAUGACAUGUGUUUGGUAACGGUAGGUUUUGUUUUCUAAGGAUGGAAGGUGAACGCGUAAAGAAGCACAGUGGGAAGAAAAAGAAGCAUAGAACAUCUUACUCUGAUGAUAAUCGUAGUAGUGACGGCGAGAGACACUACAAACACGUGCACAAAAAAGACAAGAAACGUAAGCACCGUCACAGCGAUCAUACUAGUAUUCAGCAGUGUAAGCAAAAUGAUUCUGAAAGUGAUAGUGACAGGGAUGGUUAUAGAAAGUCGAUCUCCAGAAAGUCACAUCGAUCGAGGGAUGUUGGAGAAAGACAUAAACAUAAAAAGUAUACAGCAACAAGUCUUGAUGCUAAAGAAAAGGAAAUCCACAGAUCUGACAGGGAUCCUCAGAGGGAGAGUGGUCAUAGUAAAAAAAAUACAAAGAGAACACACUCACCUUCAACUUCUGAGGGUUACCACAGAAAUGUCACUUCAGGAAACAGACAGGAGCCUGAGGACGUUAAUUCUUCCAGGGGAUAUAGCAGUAGAAGGCGAUCACGUUCCUCUUCAGAUUCCGAACAACGUCAUUCAUCACAACAAGAUACAGCUGGAAAGAGUAGCAGUGAAAGUGAUGGUCCAAAGGAACCGUUUGAUUUUAGAAAACAUAGAUAUUCUCUUAACAAAAUCUUUUUCAAUGAAGAUGAUUUUAUCAAAAGGGAAACAAAGCAAUACGAUGAUUUUUGGACCUUCCUUGAAAAGUACCAAGCAUUUCAACAGAAAAAAGGCCAUCGGGAAAAAGAGGAGAGGAAAGAACCCAUAAAGGAGGGAAAGCUUGGUCUCCCCAGAAACUAUGACAAAAGAUACAGGAUAAAUGUUGCACUGACGAGUAAAGUUGUGGAAGAUUUUCUCAAAAAGGGACGACUAGUUGAUGCGGACAUAGCUAGGGAACUGACUGUCAAAAGAGUUAGUGAAUUCAGGAGCAUUCUGCUACACUACAUUGAUUUUAUACAGAAACAGAAGUUUAAUAAGCUGAAGAAGAUCAAGAAAGACCAGGAGAAUUUGCCGAUAUUUCAGUACAGACAAAGAAUCCUAGAUAUGGUCAACCAACACCAAGUCAUUGUAGUGGCAGGAGACACUGGUUGUGGCAAGUCUACCCAGGUGCCCCAGUACCUAAUGGCUGGAGGCUUCACCAACAUAGCAUGUACACAACCAAGAAGGAUAGCCUGCAUUUCCCUCUCAAAACGAGUAGGCUAUGAAACCCUCAACGAGUACGGCUCCGAGGUGGCUUACCAGGUCCGAUUUGAAAAGACAAAGACAAGAUUUACAAGGAUUCUGUUCCUCACAGAAGGCCUGUUACUGAGACAGAUGACCUCUGACCCCCACCUGAAGCAGUACAGUGUGAUAGUAAUAGAUGAGGUCCAUGAGCGUCACAUACAUACUGACUUCCUCCUUGGCAUCCUCAAGUGUAUGUUACGUCACCGUGACGACAUCAAACUUAUCCUGAUGUCAGCCACAAUCAACAUUCACCUCUUCAGCGGAUACUUUGAUGAUGCUCCAGUAGUUAAGGUACCUGGGAGAUUGUAUCCUAUACAACUAGAGUACUGCCCUAUCAGGCGAGACGAGGUGAACUCUCGUGCGGAGAGGCUGGAUCCCAGUCCAUACCUACGUGUAAUGCAGAAGAUAGACCACAAGUGCCCAGAGAAUGAGCGAGGUGAUCUUCUGAUAUUCCUGAGUGGUAUGACAGAGAUUAUGACCGUGGUAGAAGCUGCCAAGAUAUAUGCAGAGAAAACCAAAAAGUGGAUCAUUUUGCCUCUUCAUAGUUCUCUAUCUAUAUCUGAGCAGGACAAGGUGUUUGACAUUGCCCCAGAAGGAGUCAGGAAGUGUAUCAUAUCAACCAACAUAGCCGAGACCUCGGUGACCAUUGACGGUGUCCGGUUUAUAGCCGACUCUGGAAAGGUGAAAGAAAUGAACUUUGACCCCAAAUACAAGAUGCAGAAGUUACAGGAGUUUUGGAUCAGCAGAGCAAGUGCUGAACAGAGAAAAGGUCGAGCAGGUAGGACCGGUCCUGGUGUUUGUUACCGCCUGUACGAGGAGAAGGACUAUGACGAGUUCCAGGAGUUUGCUACGCCAGAGAUACAGAGAGUGCCCCUCGACUCCCUCGUCUUACAAAUGAUCUCCAUGGGGCUGCCUGAUGCCAGGAAGUUCCCGUUCCUGGAAGCUCCGGAGAUGAGUAGUAUCGAGAACUCGAUUAUUUUUCUGAAGGAACAGGGUGCGCUAAGAGGAGAUGAAACCCUCACACCGAUUGGUCAGAUGCUGUCACGGUUACCUGUUGAUGUGGUGAUUGGUAAAAUGCUCAUCAUGGGAUCAAUAUUCCAUAUCACUGACCCAGUACUGUCCAUCGCAGCAGCCAUGAGUGUCCAGUCCCCAUUUACUAGUAAAGCACACUCUGACCAUGAUGCUAUUUCUGCACGGAAACCUUUGGAGUCCGAGCAUGGGGAUCCUUUCACUCUACUAAAUGCUUUUGAUGAAUGGAUACAGGUGAAGGCUGAUGGUCGAGGGACAAGAAAGUGGUGUAAGAGAAGAGCCCUGGAGGAACAAAGAUUUUACGAGAUGACAAAACUCAAGGAUCAGUUUAAACAGCUGCUUCGGGAUCACAAUUUACUGGACAACACAGCACAGAGUGAGCGUUUCUACACAAGUGAUGAAAGACGUAAACAACAUGCAAACAGGAAGCGAUUGGGUCAACUGAAACGUGAGAACGCCAAUGAGUCAAAGAGGAGGAAGGUGCUGAAGCUGGAAGAUGGGGACUACACCAUCAGUGAUGGAGAGGAGGAUGACAAAGGAGAGGAUAUCAAAGACCUUGAGUUUCGUCUGUCACAUGACAUAGACAAACUACAUGAAACCUCUAACAAGAAUCGUAACUUUAGUCGCCGUGAUGUAAACCUCCUGAAGAUCAUCCUGUGUAGUGGUCUGUACCCACAGGUAGCAAUAGCUGACGACUGUAACAGUUACAAGUCUGACUCGGAACAGUCCUUCCACACCAAGAGUAAGCCGUUCAUCUUGCUGCACCCUACAAGUGUGUUUGCCUGCCACCCAGAUCUGCUACAGGUGGAAGAGUAUAAAGGGGACACAAAGACACCCAGGGAUCUCCAAGGCAAACUCAACCACAAACAUCAGCUUCUCACCUUUGUAUCGUUACUGGAGACUACUAAGCCCUACCUGAUGAACACAAUGAGGGUGCCUGCUCUACAGACCACCACCCUCUUCUCCAACUUCAUUGACACUAACUCAGACUGUACCAGACUUGUAUGUGAUGGUUGGCUUGAGAUCCGUUUUCCUGACGAGGAGUCUGCCCAGCACAUCAUGUCGAGUGUUAUACAGCUACGGGCCACAUGGCAGAACCUGCUCACCCUAAGACUGCAGGACACAUUUAAAAGCCUGGAUUCGGAAAAAAGGAUCAACCCAAGAGCAAGAAAAUUAGAAAAGCUACUUGCUGGAAAGCUAGCUGAGUAUUUGGCAAGUGAAGUUCCAUAUGCUGUGCGGCGUAUCAUGUCGGCUGAGUUGAAGAACUUGUACAAAGGUCCAGGACAGGAGGCCAACAGUAACAAGGAUAACACUGUAGUAGCAGGCUUGAUGGGCAGUGACUAUGGUGACAAGGAGCAUUCAACCAAAGGAGGAACUCAGAUCAAUUAUUACAUCACAUAUGACUGUUUAUUGGAUGACAGUUCGGCAUCAGUCUGGGGCGAGUAUACAAGUCACAUGGUCAAACACUGGACCUGUCCACGCUGUAACGCUAGUCUGCUGGUCAAUGUUCUGGAGAGGCUCCGCCAUGAAGCAGAGUGUCACAGUCAAAAUAUAGAGGCUACUAAAGAUGAGGACGAAAACGAUUUAAAGGAGGAGAAAGAGAGCCAGUUGAAUCAUAUGCGAAAGGCGUACCAUUGUUCAGUCUGUGAGAAAGACUACAACUUCACCACUACCGAGAUACUAAAACACAGACGCUCACAUGUCAACAGCUGACACGGGCACCUCGUUAUCUCAAAAUGUGGGAUUAUUGAUAGUUACAAACGUCAAAAUUGACGACCAUAUUGUGAGAUAUUCCGUUGGAAUAGAAAUAUUUGAAAUUAAAUGCAUUUUAUAUCUAAACAUCAAGUCAUCAUUUGUAAGAAGAAUGUGCUUGUAAUGGAUUUUGAAUCAAUUCGGGGAAAUUAAAAAAAAAAAUAUGCUGAUGUUCGGUAUUCCGGUAAUCAUGACUUAGAUGCCUCUCAUGAAUUUAAUUAUCAGGACUUACUAUAUAUAGCUAGUUGCUGACCGGGUUUAAUGCCAAUCCAACGAUCAAAAGAUCACCACGGAGUCUCUAAGGUGUUGGAACAUGAAAUAUUGUCAAAAAAGUAUCUACGAAACAAAGAACAUAAUUUGAAUGAAUUUAAUUCUUCAUAUUGCCUCCGUCUUCGUUAUAAAUAUCAGCAUAUUAAAUUGCAUGUUUAUGUUUUGAUUAAGGUUCAUGUCCUCGUAACGGCAAAGUUUAUACGAAAAAUGGAAGAAAAUGACCGGAAAUUAAUGCAGGAGAGAGAAAAAUACAAUCCCAAAUGUUUCAUUUGUUUUGUGUUUGUAUUUUUCAACGGCGCAUCGACCAGGCGAGUCAUUUAGAGCCAAAUAGCACUAAAGAAAGAGACAUUCACAAAAAUGAAAACUUCACAUCAAAACUAAGUAGAUAAGAAUAUGUAAAGAAUUGAGAAAUACAUGAACAACAAACCAAUUGGCUACAAAAUAUAUCAUAUUUUAUUGUACAGAUAAAUUGAGUGUAAAUAGUCAUAUAUGAAUUUAACAGGGACUAUCGAAUAAACUUUGCAUAGACGGUACAUCACAAAAUCUGUCA